Suillus discolor is the source of this 2946-nucleotide messenger RNA. RefSeq lists its product as uncharacterized. The coding region runs from base 1 to 2946 and encodes 981 amino acids. The record is from RefSeq and is a predicted model, not a curated record. The transcript has 14 exons. NCBI's taxonomy places the organism in Eukaryota, Fungi, Basidiomycota, Agaricomycetes, Boletales, Suillaceae.
AUGACCUGGGCAAAUGCAACUUCGAGCCUUUUCGUGUUCGCAAGUCCAUGGCAAGUUGACCGUCCACUUGCCUUGUCCCAUAGUCAAAAUGACUAUUUGCACGAGUGGCAGCGCAAGACCGAGGACUACUUGGACUUGCUACUUCGGCAAGAGGGUCCACCUCCAAACAGGAUGUGCUCAGACAGUUCACAGCCUCAUGCCUUUUCAUCGGAUCAGUCAAUGGACCGGGGGAUUCUUCGAGGGCACUUCCUUGACAAAGAUAGGGUUGGAAGUCCACCUUGGCCACUGCGGGCGAGCCUUGUCCCAGGACUGACCGACGAGUGGUGCGAUACAGAUGAUGAGGGAGACCAAUUGACUGAAGGCCCAUGGAUACCCUUGGUUAAUGAUCCUCGGACGACCACGGUGUCUUUCACUUCGCCGAAGACAGCAUUCACAUUUGCAGUGUUGGACGACUUCCUGCUGGACAACCUGGAAUGCGGGACAUCGGCAAUGAACUACUACAGUAAAUUAAGGCGAAUCACCUCAAGCGUGUUUCCUCAUCUGGUUCCACUCAAGUGGCAUGGGUUUGGCCAUGAGAAGCGACAGCCGAAGGCAGGGGAGCUUGCACUCUUCUGUCCUGCAUGUCCUCAGCCCGGUGUAAAUCUCAAUUUGUCAGACAGAAAUGAGUCCGACCCUGCAUGGCUGUAUUCCAGAUCGUUAGUCAUGGAUGGCAAUUUCAAGGCAGAGCAUUUGUAUCCCACCAAUCCAAGCGAUGAGGUGGCAUUGACCGAUGGCUUGGGCUUCAUGGUCGGUGAUGCCCGAUACAAAAUGCAUCUAUCCCAGGCGCAGGACAUUGUGCAAAGGUCAGACUGUAACAACCACCGAGCGGUCAACCAGGCAAAUGCCUCGGCACCACAAGCUGGAAGCAACAGGGAUAGGCGGAUGUGCUUGUGCGAGGCACGGGUGUUUUGUUCCUCAUUCAAUGGUAGACUUUCAGAAGGGGGAAAGGUUCAACUGAUGAGUCGGCCAGGCCAAAGGCAGAUGAACAUGGAUUAUGCCCUGUGUCAAGCUCUGGGGUACAAUACCGAUGGGAUCAAUCGGGCAUUCACAUUCUAUGACAUUAAUUGUCAAUACAACAAGCAUCUCAGCAAGCGGAUUGAAGAGUCGCCUUAUCUUGACCUUCCAUGGGGCAUGAUGAUACACAUCAGCAAAUUCCUUGGCAGAAAAUUCAAGGAGGCUGUGCAGGGUGUCCGAGACAGCCAGUAUGCAUUUGACUGGUUAAGCGAGACCGCCAAGGGUGAUACCCUUCACACAUGGGAAGCAGAGGCCACUGCCACUCAGGAUGACCGACUUCAUAAUCCAAGUUCCAUGGACAUAUAUGAGGUUCAAUUGACAAAAUUAUUUAAUAUGCUGAUAUACUUUGGCAAAGCGCCAACAAGAAAACAGCAAGAGUUACACCUGCUGAACCAUCAGGCUCAAUGGCCGGCCGGUGAGAUUCAUCAUGGUGCUGCUACUUGGCUAGCCUCUGGAAUUACGCUGGAAGAGGCUCAAGUAGCCCUCCUGAUCGACGUAAGAAAGCUAGGCAAACAGCCAACCGACACCCAGAAGCUGGCUGUGGCCCGGCAUCAUGACAGAUUGCAAGGCCAACUGGAUGAAUUUGUCAGGGUCGUGGUGACAUUUCUCGGCGAUGAAUUAAACAGCUGUGACCAUUUGGAUGGCAUGAUGGUGAUGUUGGAUACAGUAGAAGCGGAUUCCGUCGGGUCAUCAUCCGAGGAUCCCGAGAGGUCAGAUGAUGAAGACCGAUAUGAUAUUCCGGUGAAGUUCAAUCCUGAGACCGUGGUGAUUCCAUUGCCGUCAAACAUCGGCAUCGAAAGAUGCGCCCUGUGGGGCGUUGCCGACCUGGUGCUGCAAGAAAUAUUAUUGAGAGAAAGCCAAGCAAAUGAUGCAUUACAUGCCGUCCGGGUCAACUUGGCCGACAAGGCCGUUCUGUUUCGCACCAUGGUUUGGUCGGCAAAAUCCCAAGCACGGUCAACCAGGGCAUGGGCUCGGGUGCACUCAGUGGACAAGGUCCUACACCUAAACACGCAGAUAUACUCAAAAUGCUGCAAGCAGCUAAUCCAUCUUGGUGCCGAUGACUUAUUGUCCAAGUAUCGGCUGUUGGAGAAGGCCGACCUCAAGGCUACCACAGUUGUUGCAGACCCAAACACGCGUGGUCAAAGAAAUAGCAUGUUAGCAUGGUUUUGGAGCAUUGAUGUUGAGGGGGAUUCUGCAAGCAAUGACUGGAUGAAUGAAUUUUACCGUGUCCAUUGGCUUAGGACACUGGCACUGCGUGAUCGUUGGGCAGAGGAGCUGCUGCUGGUCGGUCGGGAAAUGACAUGGACGGUUGAAUUUUUUCUUCAUAAAUCUCAACAAUGGGUAGGCCGAAUGCAGGAGGCCGAUGUACAGCGCAUGGUCAGGCACCGGUGCUAUGCUGCCCACCAGGCUCAAAUACAUCGGCAAGUGCCAAAGUGGAUUAUUUGCAACCGGAACCAUAUACCUCGGACACCAGAUUACAAAGCCAGCUUCGUCCGGCACCUUCAAUGGGAGGCUGAUUGUUUUGUUGUGCCUAACUACCGGUACGAUUGGUGGAAGGAUCACUUUGACCAGUUGGGGUUGGACCUGCCGGUCUUGAACAUCCAUGAGGUCAUGGAGAUGACCCAAGACCACUUUGAACAACUGCCGACGGGAGCCAUGCUUGUGCCUGGUCCUGUGGUGACCGGGCAGGUGGAUGGCAAUGCCCUCUUCAAUCAAAUCGUGGCAGUGAGAGCCCACCUCAAACAUCUCGGUGAUGCAAUGGGUGCUUUGCUGGACCAGAAGACCCAGGUCGCCACUGCAGCUGCAUCCACCAUGUCCCAACUUGAGGGACCGAUUGCCGACCUAGAGGAAGUGCUUUUGAAUUCUAGUGGGCAAUUGUCGGGCAAGGAUUGA